CGACGGCUCGUCUAGGGAUACUACCCUCACCUUCCAGGACCCGGAGUCCCGCUGGACACUGUAGCUGCUGCUGGAAGAAGAGAGGCUCAACUUGCCUCACUCAGUGCAGUGUCAGCUGUGCACAGAGCAGGAUAUUGGCGUACUGGUGUCGGCGCCGCUGUGUGGUUGUGCUAUAAUGAAGGUGUGAUGAGUGCUGUGAUCGCCUUUUGUGGUGCUGUGUUGUGAAUUUAGACACUGUGGAUAAGUUUUGGGCAACGCUGCUCCAUGGGUUGGUGGGGGGCUGUGCGGUGAGAAUGCCGGGGGCAGCGGCGGUGGUGCGCGAUUCUCGAAGCCGCCGCAAUGGGGGCGGAGGGAAGAGGCAGGUGCCCAAAAGGUCGUCCUCCUCCGCGGCGGCCCUGCAGAGGAGCAGAUCACCCGGGGGUGCAGCCUCUUCUUCGGCGGGAGACGACGUCGUCGCCACCGGUUACACCCAGUUCGACGCAGACCUGCCCCCUUUAGACGCCCCCGUCAUCGUACCCAGGACCAGAGGUCGCCAUGAAAAGGAAAAGAAGAAGGAAAGACCGUCGUCGGUCAUCAUACCUUCGUCCUCGUCAUCGUCGUCGUCGUCCGCGUCAGAUCGUCAAGUGAGGUUCCUUCAAGAUCACGACGGGUGUGAGAACGUGCGCGGAAGUCCUUCGCCGCUCGGUUCGUCGUCAGCGUCAUCCUCGGGAGUGUCGUCGGCGUCUUCAUCGCCCCCGACGGAGAAAGCCCGCUCACCCAACAAGCGCUCCAUUUCCAUGAACCACCACCACCUUCAGCGUCAUCAGCGCCAUCAUCGGCGUCUGUCGCCCGAGGGAAGGGCGUCCUCCGCUCAUUCAUCGUCGACGUCGCUGUCCCCAGGAGGAGGGAGCGACAUUUCCUUGAACGAAGACGACGUCACGUGUGCCAUAUGUCUAGACUUACUGCACAGGCCGCGUUCUCUGCCGUGCGGGCACACCUUCUGUCUCAUAUGCCUUCAGAACUACGCCAAUUCCUGCAGGACGAUCAUCACCUGCCCUUCUUGCCGCGGUGCCGCGCAGGUGCCCAAAGAGGGCGUGGUGGGAUUACCUCCGAACGUGACUCUGGCGGAAAUGGCGCAGAUCAUCAAAGAGCGCCGACUAGACAAAGGUAAAUACAUAUGUGGCAUCUGCAACGGCAUCACAGAUGUGCUGGAAUGCGGGCACUGCAAGGGCAUGUUCUGCAAAGGCUGCGGCGCCCCGCACCUGAAGCAGGUGCGGACUGAAGUGGAGGAGCUUCGUCAGCGUUUGGUGGCGGCCCGAGAUACCUUCUCCUGCAGGGUAGAAGAAGAUGAGACGCGCUUUAGAAGACUGGAAGAGACAAUUGAGGAGGUGGUGGAAGACAGGGUGGCUAAGCUGCAUGAAGAGGGUCGUAAGCUGCAAGCUCAGGUCCAAGAUAUGAGGAAGGACAGCCAAAAGCGAUCCGAGUCUCUCUCCCAGGAUAUAGACGAAGUCCUGGGGUCUUGUUCUAGUCAGACUGAGGAGCAGCAAAUGGAGUGGGAGGAGCUGAACCAACUUCAUGCCAGUCUCAAGCGCCUCCUGAAGGCGACCUCCAACGCCAAGGGCCCAAGAGUCACCCUCGACGAGGCCUCCCUCUCGCUUAGUACCUCGUCCUUGAUAGCUGCAGAAGACGCGGAGCCCAAGGAGGAAGAUGACGAAGACCGACCUCUGACUUCCCAGGAUCACAGCCUCCAUUACAGGAUCAAAGGAACGCUGUCGCGCAUGCGCUGGGGACAACAUCUUGGCGAGAGACCUGCAGGCGUCGCCGUCAACCCCAACAAUUCAGACAUCUUCGUGACGGGGAGUGACACCUGCAGGAUCUUUGUGUUCGACAGCAGCGGGCGGCAAAUCGGAAGCUUCGGGUCUCGCGGACAUAACGACGGCCAGUUUCUGUGCCCCAUCGGCAUUGCCUUCAGCCACGUCUCUAAUGAAGUCCUUAUCACAGACAAGUGGAAACACUGCAUUCACGUCUUCGACACCGACGGAAACUUUAUUCGUCAGCUGGGUCGCAAAGGCAAAGGGUACGGACACUUCUCGUCGCCAGAGGGCAUUGCUACUGACCGCCAAGGCAGGAUCUACGUGGCGGAUACCUGCAAUCACCGCGUUCAGAUUUUGGACAGCGACGGCGUCUUUUUAAAAGAACUGGGCGUGGUGACAUCUGUAACUCUUGGUGAUGGACAGAGGUACACGAAGAGUGAGUUCAACGAGCCAACGGGCGUGGCUGCAAGUCUGGACGGUUCCAAAGUCUACGUGGCCGAUGCUGGAAAUCAUAGAAUUAAGGUGUUCAACGGAUUGACGGGCGAGCGUGAGCUAAUGUUCGGCUCCCGCGGCAAACACAAAGGUCAGUUCGAGUCACCCGAAAGCAUUGUUGUUGACGCCGAGGGCUUCAUGCUGAUCGGGGACUCGGGCAACGGCAGAGUACAAGUCUUUAGACCUAACGGAAACUUUGUCAGGUUUCUGGGCAGCAGAGGCAACAAUCACGGUGAAUUUGGGUGGGUGUCUGGCGUCGCUCUGUCGAAGUCCUUCGACGUCGUCGUCACCGAUUUCAAGAACAACCUGGUGGCUGUCUUCUGAGGGGAACCAGUCGCGUUUUCGUUAGACUUUGAUUUGGAAGCGGUUGUUGAUAAUUUCCGCCUCGUUUUUUGAGUUAUAGAUAAUGAUUGCUUAGUUUGAGUGUGUUCCCAGUAUGUUGACAAAGAAAUUGUGAUAAAAUUUUAAUUUGGUUGUCAGUACUGAAUUUUACCCCAAGAAACGAGGUAGAACUUGCAGUCAAACAAAACUUGAUUAAAUGUAUACUGUCCGCGAGAUUCAGUUGAUUAAUGGUAUCCUAAAAUAUUCCAUUGUUUUGAUCGAUAUAAAAUCAAACUAUUUUGCUAAAGAUUGCAAUCAAGGUAUAUAGUCUCUAUAAGCCUUGAUUGCAAUGAUAUCAGAAUCUUCACCCGUGUAAUAUUGUAUAUCCUGACAAGUGUUCAAGGCAAAGAACUCAUUAGAAUAGGAGUAGGAGUAUUAGGUCCUUAAAAAUGUUGGUUCCUACUGACAUUUAUUUCAUGAAGUAUUUGCUUUAUGUUAAAGUUAGUGCUAUGAUUUAUUUGUUUUGUCAGCCUUCUUUUCAUAAAUUCGGCAGCUCUCCAUUGUCCUCUCCUUUUACUUAAAUAAUCCGUGUCUUGUUUCUUCUCUGUGUCCCACUCGACAAAAAGAUCUCCCUAUCGUAUUUUCAUUAUUUGUCUUCCGUUCACAACAAUUGACCUUUUGUGUGGUAAUGAUGUAACAAUGGAUGUGUUGUAUACUUAUGUGUUUUUGUAUUUAUGUAUUACACAUUUAUAACGGUAUCUAUCUCAGUCACUCAUUCAGUGGAUUGUAUGAUUGUUGUUGCUAGUAAUGAUUAUAUUAAAAGAAAUCUUAUGCAAAUCUACCUGUCAGUUUUUGCAAGGUAGAGACAUUUAUUUCCAAGACAAAAACCGUGUUGAAAUUUUAGAGUUUUAUCAUUUAAUUUUGAGCAUGUAUCACAUGUAUUAGAAAUUGAGCGGUGCUCUAAAAAUUGAUAUGUGUUCUCUUGAUUGAAUGAAUGAUUUUUUUUAAUCCUGGAUGAUUGUGAUGUACCCUGUGAUAAUCUGUUGUAAUAAACCAAGAUAUGGCUUCCUUUUUGACACUUGGCGGCAUUGCUGUAAAUAAAAUGUUGGUUUUAAAAUCGC
Messenger RNA from Macrobrachium nipponense, 3727 nucleotides. RefSeq names its product RING finger protein nhl-1-like. The transcript has 12 exons. Bases 294 to 2609 code for a protein of 771 amino acids. Gene Ontology annotation, biological process: protein polyubiquitination; proteasome-mediated ubiquitin-dependent protein catabolic process. Lineage: Eukaryota; Metazoa; Arthropoda; Malacostraca; Decapoda; Palaemonidae. The record is from RefSeq and is a predicted model, not a curated record. Gene Ontology annotation, molecular function: ubiquitin protein ligase activity; protein binding.